This is a messenger RNA of Musa acuminata subsp. malaccensis (wild Malaysian banana), 3815 nucleotides long. Its product is annotated as TNF receptor-associated factor homolog 1a-like. The record is from RefSeq and is a predicted model, not a curated record. Gene Ontology annotation, molecular function: protein binding. Lineage: Eukaryota; Viridiplantae; Streptophyta; Magnoliopsida; Zingiberales; Musaceae.
UCUCUUUUCGCCCUCUUCUCUCCCCUCUCGCCUCCGAACUCCGUCCUCGCCUCCUCUCGCUCGCCGUCGAAGCCGAGUGGGUGAAGGUUUUUUUCCCACCGCCCUUCUCUCUAUCUCUCUCCCGAAUUCCGGCUCCUUCUACUGCCGCACCGCGCGCCCGCGCCCCACAAGGGGAAGAAGAGGACGGUUUCAUAAUUUACAUCAGAAAUAAUCUGAUUGGUUUGGGCAAUGGCCGGAACUAUUACAGAGGAUCAUGGGAUGAGCCUUAGGUAUUCAGCCACAGAGGGAAUGUUGAGCGAGCAGCGUUGCCUGUCGGGUGAUUCAAUUACAGAAUGGCGGUCUCGUGAGCAGUUCGAGAACGGGGCACCUUCCACUUCACCCCCAUAUUGGGAUACUGACGACGAUGAUGAUUGUGGGCCAAAGCCGUCUGAGCUCUAUGGAAAACAUACAUGGAAGAUUGAGAAUUUCUCAACAAUCAACAAAAGAGAAUUGCGAGGUGAUGCAUUUGAAAUUGGUGGUUACAAGUGGUUCAUUUUGGUCUACCCACAGGGUUGUGAUGUCUGCAAUCAUCUUUCUUUGUUUCUUUCUGUUGCUAAUCAUGAGAAACUUCUGCCAGGUUGGAGUCAUUUUGCACAGUUUACGAUAGCUGUAGUUAACAAAGACCCAAAAAAAUCAAAGUACUCUGAUACAUUACACAGGUUUUGGAAGAAGGAACAUGAUUGGGGUUGGAAAAAAUUCAUGGAGUUGUCAAAAGUUUAUGAUGGCUUUGUUGUCGCUGACACUCUUGUUAUCAAAGCCCAAGUUCAAGUUAUUAGGGAGAAAGCAGAUCGACCUUUCCGUUGUCUUGAUUGCCAAUACAGAAGGGAACUGGUUCGAGUGUAUUUGUCAAAUGUAGAGCAAAUUUGCCGUCAUUUUCUGGAAGAAAGAAUAGGCAAGCUUAGCAAAUUUGUUGAAGAUAAAGUCAGGUGGCCCAGUUUUCGUGCUUUUUGGUCAGAAACCGAUCCAAAUGCGAGGCAGCACAUGUCAAGAGACAAAACAGAUGCUAUAUUGAAAGUUGCUGUCAAGCAUUUUUUCAUAGAGAAAGAAGUUACAUCAACUUUAAUUAUGGAUUCUCUAUACAGUGGGCUGAAAGCUCUUGAAUUCCAGAGCAAGAACAUGAAUGGAAGAGAUAAAUCAGUAGACUUAGAGGAAUUACCAGCUCCUAUGGUACAUGUUGAUAAAGAUUUGUUUGUGUUGGCUGAUGAUGUAAUCGUUUUGAUCGAAAGAGUUGUAUCAGAUUCAUUGUCUCAUCAGCCUUUGCCUUCAAAAGAUGACAAGUGUUUGCAGAACCGUAUAAAGGAUGGAAGUUCUGGAGAUGAAUUUAACAAGGCUUCUAUUGAGCGAGAUGAAAGGCGACUUAUGGAGCUGGGUCGCAGGACUAUUGAAAUUUUUGUCCUGGUUCACAUAUUCAGCAGUAGGAUCGAAGUUUCCUACCAGGAGGCUGUUGCUUUAAAGAGGCAGGAGGAGCUUAUUCGGGAGGAAGAAGCAGCUGGCCAAGCUGAAAAUGAGCUUAAGUCUAAGCGUGGUGUUACUGAAAAGGAAAAGCGUGCAAAGAAAAAACAGGCUAAACAGAAGCGUAAUAGUCGCAAAGGUAAAGAGAGAGGAAAGGAUGAGAGGUGUAAUCAAGUACCGGAAAGACUUCAACAGGAAACUCCAUCGGAAGAAAGGAUUUCAGAUAGCUUCCUCCAACAGGAAAUUCCAUCAGUAGAAAGGAUUUCAGAUAGCUUCCCUUCUGAGCGGGUAGAAUUGGUUACUGAAAAGAUUGGUACCCUGGAAGAUGCAUCUGACGUGUCUGACACUGGAGAUGAUGUCAUUGAGGUUCUGCAACCGGGAUCAAAUGACAGAGAUUCCAGUCCUAGUAAUUGGGAUAUAGAUACAUCAGAAACUCAUCUGGCCGCUGAAGCUAGUGUCAGUGAUGUACAAAAUGGGCAAAGUGAAAAGAGGAGCCAAUCUGCAAUGGACGACAGCUCCUCAACAUGCUCAACUGAUUCAGUCCCCUCUGUUACCAUGAGUGGACCAUACAAAGGAAGCACUUUACAAAGCAACAACAAUAUCCAGUCUCGCAACAGAGGAAAAGGUCGGAAUGAGGAAACACAUGAACGGAUGGGUUUAACUAAUGGUGGGCAUAUUCCACGAUCUGAAACAACUCUUGUUGAUGGCCAUUCACAUGAUGUCACUGGCAGCAAGGUCUCACGACCUGAAUCAGAGGCCAGUGUAUUCUCCCUAAAGGGUGAGAUGCAGCGGCUUGAGAAAAAUCUAGCUGAAAAGGAGGAAGUUUCUCUUCAAAAGAAGCUAACUCCCAAUGAUCAGGUUGAUUCAGAGAAACAUUCUUCUUCACCUAGCCUUGGUAAAAAGAUAUCCAACAUUCCUCAGCAGCCUAAGCAGUUGUCUGUGAUAACCACCUCCGUGGCUGUUUCCACCACUGCCACCAUCUCAGUGGAGCCAACAUCUUCUAAAGAGCAACCAUCAAGCAGCACUGCACAAACUGACAAGGUUCCAGCUAUUGCAUCAAGAUCACCCCCAAUUGUGUCCAGUAUUCACUCUGAAGCUCUGAAGCAAAACACACAAGCAAAGAUUAAUGGUCCACACCAAUUCAAUGCAACAUCAAGGCCUUAUAGUGCUCCUCUCAUCCCAGCACCAAGGCCUACUGUGCCCAUUCCUUCCGCAGUUCAAGCAGUACCUCUACUUUCACGCUCUGUGAGUGCAGCUGGUCGAUUAGGCAAUGAUCCUUCUCCAACUGCCCCAAGUUUCGUUCCACAGUCAUAUAGAAAUGCCAUAAUUGGUAAAAGGGGAUCUUGUUUAAAUGAUGAUACUACAUCCUGCAGCCAAAGUGUUGCUUAUUCGCAUUCUCCAUCAAUGUUUUUAUCAUCUACAUCUAUGCUUCCACCUCAGACUCCUACAAGGAUGGACCAUCCAUCACUUCGGCAUGGAUUGACCUUUGGUUGCCUUAAGCCUGAAGUAGUCCACAGCCAGCACCUAGGGAGAGACGACAGCUACCAUGAAUCCAGCAGCAGCAGCAGUCAGAGUUUUGGCUCAAGUCUCGGGGAUAACAUGGGGAAGCUCAAUGUUUAUGGAAAAUCACUUGCACAGAAAUAUCCAGCUGAGAGUGCCUCCAGGGUUACCCCAUAUCAUGUCCAAGGGACGGUAGGGGAUGAGUUCCCCCAUCUUGACAUCAUCAAUGAUUUGCUAGAUGAUGAACAGAACGUUGGAAGGACAGCAAGAAGUCCCCAGUAUGCCUUCAGUCGGCAGUUCUCCUUUCCGGGUAAUUUGUCUUCCGCCGACACCGGGUCACUAGGUAGCUCUGGCCAGUUUGAACAACUGGAUCAGUACUAUGAUGAGGGCUUCCAUAGGGGCUACGGUGCAUCCAAUAACCCUCCCGAAGGGCUGAGGGAUGGACGUAUGCAGCAGAUGGAUCUUUUGGCCUAUGCUAAUCGACAGUUUGAUGGACUGAUGCGGAACCAGCAGCCUUAUGGAAUUACUGAUCUAUCGAUGCUCGGCCUGAGGGAUGCAGAUGUGAAUGGAUACUCUUACCAGCUUCAAGACUAUUUUGCAAGAGGCGGGAACGGAUACUUGUACCGUCCUUGAGGUAGGUAACCUGAGAGCACAUACGAUCAUGUGGUCUUAGUAAUGGUUAUAAUUUGAGGUAAUUUAUUCUUCUGAGCUUUGUUGUGCUGUAAUCCUCUCACCUUUAUCUUUUUUUGUUCAUCUCCUUAAAGAAUAUUUGGUAGAGGAAGAUUCUGCAUUUCCUCUUUUGUAGUAGUGCAUCUGCUUUUGUA